Messenger RNA from Oenanthe melanoleuca, 1441 nucleotides. It is a transcript of the gene ZPBP2, whose product is annotated as zona pellucida binding protein 2. The record is from RefSeq and is a predicted model, not a curated record. Gene Ontology annotation, cellular component: zona pellucida receptor complex; extracellular region; acrosomal vesicle. NCBI's taxonomy places the organism in Eukaryota, Metazoa, Chordata, Aves, Passeriformes, Muscicapidae. Bases 35 to 1066 code for a protein of 343 amino acids. Gene Ontology annotation, biological process: binding of sperm to zona pellucida; acrosome assembly. The transcript has 8 exons.
GCCCGCGGCGGCCGUUGUGAGGGGCGGCGGGAGCAUGGCGGGGGGCGGCGGGCUGCCCCGCUGCCCCCCGGGCGCUCUCCUGGCCGUGGCGGCCGUGGUGGUGGCGGCAGGAUGGGCGAGAGCAGAACCGAAGGAAGAGCAAUCUAUUGAUUUAAUUGGAAAGAAUGAAGUUUAUGGUGACACCAGGCAUGAAGUGAGUGUAUAUGUUAAGGUGUUCACAAACAGCCCAUUCCUGGUCUGUAUGGAUUUGGCUCUUUCUCAAGAAAAAAUAAUAGAUCCCAACUAUUUGUGGACUGGUCCAGAUGGAAGAUAUUUACAAGGGCAAGAAUACGUGAAUCUGACAGAGACAGGGAAGCUGAUGGUGAUGGGUUUCAGAGUGUCAAUGUCUGGUGCCUACACUUGCACUCUCUCCCACAGAGUCAUUGAAACUACAACACAGGAAGAAAUAGAAAUGGUUGAGGCCUAUAAAUUCAUGGUUUAUGCCUACAGGGAGGCUGACCAUGCCUAUCAGAUAUCUGUUCGCUUUAGCGUGACGCAUUGCAGGCUGCAAACCGACGCCUCGUUCGUCGAGAAAUUAAACAAAAUCCUCAACAGCACCAUCUCCCACCUGACCUGCCACAUCACAGCCUCCUAUUACAAGUGCCACUCCAUCAGGACACCAAAGAACGGCCUCCAGCAUGAGCUGUUUGUUAAUUUUCUAGUCAAUCCAUUUGCACCAGGAUGGGAAGAAGUUUGCCAAGAGGUUCCUUAUGACUGUGAAGAUGUGACAAAUGGGAGAGUCCGACAGGCAGCAGAGCUAAUUGGGAAGUUUUUCCAUCAGCUGAGGAAUGUUUUGAAGUAUGAGUUUCACGCUGUUCCUACAAUUCAGUACGUGGACGACAGCUUCUCCAUGACUCCCAUCGACAGCUGCCGGCCAGGUUUUGGGAAAAACCACCACACCCACCAGAACUGUGCCAGUUGCUGUGUGGUUUGUGGUCCUGGAACUUACAGUCCCGACAAUGGGGUGACAUGUCAGACCUGUGACAACCCUCAAGCCAGAAUGUAUGGAGCAGUAUCCUGCUAUUAAACUGGCAGAGACUGGAAAACCAAAGAGCAGCUGGUAAAGAAUUCUUGGUUUUGUGGUGUUCUUUUCAUUUUAUCUGUCAAUCCUGGAAUCCUCCAUUUCCUGUGGAACAAAACAUCCUCAUUCAUUCACCCCUAGGUUUUCCUGUGUUCAGAGACCCCUUAGACUGAAAAAAAGCACUGCUUAAAAACACAGUGUUCAUGCAAGGAAAAGUAAUUAAAUGGGAAAAAAAGGAAGUUUGUCACGUGGCUGAAACUGUCUGUUUCUUGGUGGUGACACCAGACACGCCACAGCUUUGUGCUGCUCAGAGAACACAAAGGAGCUACAAACAAUUCCAGGCAGGAUGGCAGGUGGCUGUGAUGGAGUUAUGUGCCAGAC